CUUUUGCGUUCGCGUCACGUUGUUUUUUUAUUUCAUUUUAUAAUUACAAACAAUUCGAGUUCACAUGCAAACAUCCGAAAAUCGUCUGCAAAUUUUGCGAAAAAAGUUCAUAUAAAAAAUUAAAGACAGUAAAUAUGGCGCGUUUGCCGUCAAUAUCAGCAAACUCGGAUCCUGCAUGCAUAAACGUUAAUGGCAGCAACAAUCCCAGCAAUGAAAAAGAGGAUGGAGUCGAAGAUAAUACAAAAACCAUUAAUUGUACCGUUUGUUCUCAAACAUUUGAUAAUCUGAAAGAGUGCUUGAAGCAUGAGCUUUUACAGCACGGCACCAAAAAAGUAAACCGACCCCAGAAGUCCCUGCGCAAUAAGGUCAAUGCUGUACUCAAUAACCUUAAAUCUGAUGAUCAGCACGCCAGAUUAAGAGAUGCACUUCGAAAGUGUGAACCGGGUCAAGAACUUUCAAGUAUUUUUAAAUUUCAUCGCAUGAAUGAUGAAAACCUUGAGCUGGUAUAUGAGCGCAUAAACGCUUGUUUGAAAAAAGAGCUGCAGUCAUUAAGAGCUUUAAACAUUUAUCCUUUCGGCUCGUUUGCUAGCGCAUUAGCAUUGCGUGACAGCGAUAUAGACCUCUACAUUGAGCAUGCAGACGGCAUUCAAACAGAACACUCGACCAACUGGAGUCAUAAGAGCCCCUCGCAACGUAGCAUCUUCAAUCGAAUCAACAAUAUUUUACAUCGUAGCAACUGUUUCAGUGAUGUAUUUGCUAUACGACAGGCCCGUGUACCAAUUAUCAAAUGUAAGCACACACCUACUGGAUUUAGUCUGGACAUAAAUUUAUCUUGCCCCAGUAGUGUGCAUAACACAAACUUUCUGCGCGAUCUCUUACAAAUUGAUACGCGAUUCCAUGAAUUAAUGAUUUUUCUGAAAGUGUGGGCUAAGCAGUUGCAGUUGAUUGGACGUGGAAAUAUGACCAGCUACUGCUUAAUUACCCUGGUUAUAUUUUAUUUACAGCAAGCACCGGCUUUGCUGCCGUCGAUUAAGAAGCUACAAGAAAAUGUCCCUGACCGCAUGGUGGUUGGUGUUAAUUACGCCUACGAUUUAAAUAUUAUUCCAACACUGCCACGUGAAUUGACCACCUCAAAACUAAUCAAAGGCUUUUUCAAUUAUUAUCGCAGUUUUGAGUUUGAAAAAUCCUUAAUAGCUCCUUAUCUAGGAGAAGCGGUUCCGCUUGAAAAAUUUAAGGAUGGUACAUUUGAUUAUCCAGCUUAUCAUAAUCAGCUACGCGUCAUGACCAUAUUAAAUGGUAAGCCAGUAGAGCCGUUCCAGACUGAACGUUGCGUUUGUGUACAAGAUCCUUUCUCACUAAAUCACAAUGUUGGUAAAUCGAUCGCUCCACCUAAUUUGGAAUAUUUUCGCAAUUGCAUGAAUCAUGCUUGUAGCGUUUAUCAGGACCACAACAUAUCCACUGAUGCUCAACGAUACGAGGCGCUACUUUACGGCAUUAUAGAGAAUAUUGCACGCACGGCAGGGGUGAAUCCCACAUGUGCAGUGAAGAACAUAAACCAGAAGACUACAGAAAUCAUUGCCACCAAUACAACUGGUAUCGUAAGUAGUAAUAAUUUACCCAACGAAUUGAGCUAUCGUUUUAGCCCGUCACGCACUGAAUUGCGUGUCAUUGCCAUGCUUGAUAAUGCAAAUAAUUCAAAAACACUACAUGAAUUAUGGGUUCAGUACUACCUCGAAGCCAUACCAGAAAUCAUAACGGAUAUUUACUGCCUAGACAUGCAAUCAGCUACGCCCACACAUCGCGAUAAACAUCAGCGAUUAGAAAAUACUGAUCGCACACACACUUGGCUGCUAAGUGGCUCUGUUGAUCAGUGGACAGGGCGUUUACAUCAACGUUUUAACAAUAAAACUUUCAUGGAAUUGCAGUUGGAGCAAACAAGAAAAUUUGCCGAAGAACGUCGUCAGAAUGCAGCAUUUGCUGUACAGUUAAAUGCCACCUUAAUUCUAAACGUAUUAAGCGAUUCUGCGGCAAUUGAAUUGAUUCUCACACCACGUCAUACAAAAGGCAUUGGUUUAGUAAAAAAAGACCCUUUGCACCCUUUGCGUAAAUUUUUUAUGAUGUUCAAAUGCAGUAUGCAGAAUUUUAAUUUAAAAGAGAGGCUACAGGCGAGAGGACAAACAAAUUUUUAGAUGCUGGAGUUGGCUAUUUAAUUUGGACUAUCUUAUUUAAAUUUUAUAUAUGAAGUAGGUUUAUUGACUUAUUUACGUACAUACAUAUAAAGCAAAUAGUGACACGCUAGGAAUUCAAUUAAUUUUGCAUCCGACAAAACGUUAAACCAAAACGUUAGCAUUGUACUUGAAUUUGUAAUUGUUUUAGAAUUUUUACUCUUACAUACAUAUAUACUGGUAUAUAUCAGGGAUUGGCGUAAUCGGGAAAAUUAAUAAUUGAAUAAAAAAAAUUUUGAAUGACGAAUAAAUUUUUAUUCUUCAUUCAAGCACUUGCGAAUGAUGAAUAAAUUUUUAUUCAUCAUUGAAGUAAUUUCAAAUAACGUACAUCCAUACAUAUGUACUGGUAUAUAUGUGCUUGCUUUUGUAAAAUAUUGCUUGAAUAAAGAAAGAUUACAUUGGAAGUAUAUUUAGGAAUACAUAAAUAUUUAUGUAUGUAUAUGUUUUUAUGUACACAAAAAUAAUGAACUGCCCAGUGGAAUCAGAAAUAAAUAAAUGAUUACU
Rhagoletis pomonella (apple maggot) is the source of this 2729-nucleotide messenger RNA. It is a transcript of the gene mkg-p, whose product is annotated as terminal uridylyltransferase Tailor. The transcript has 5 exons. Bases 135 to 2189 code for a protein of 684 amino acids. Gene Ontology annotation, molecular function: RNA uridylyltransferase activity. NCBI's taxonomy places the organism in Eukaryota, Metazoa, Arthropoda, Insecta, Diptera, Tephritidae. The record is from RefSeq and is a predicted model, not a curated record.